AUGGCUACUCUUGUGAGGAGUUCGUUGAACAUUUUUCCACGCUUUGCACAGCGGCUUACAGCUUUCAGAGCCUAUCAGAGUGCAUCUCUGGCCACAGCUACUGCCACUGAAAGUAAAUCCGUAGAUGAAAAAUGGAUAUUAGCAAGUGCAGUGUGCUUAGAACGAUAUCCCAUCAUAGUUCCACCGCUGACUGAAAAGGAAGAGAGGUUUAACAUUAAUCUGAAGAAAAUUGAAUUAGAAAGAAGUAUUUUAUGUGACCAUGAAUUGAAACACUUGGAUGACCUUUUAAAAAAGAAACAGACAGAGGAGUCGGACACUUCGCAUCAUGUUGAAAAAGUAGGAGGAACUGCUGAUAUGACAGAAGAGGGAAAACUCACAGCUGUUGAUAUGGAGGAUGCCUGGGAAAGGGAAGCUCUUAAUUUUUCUGAAGGAAGUAGAGAAACGGUUGCUGAUCAAGAAAAUGACCUACAGUCUCUGAAUAGAAAGCUUGACAAGAAAUUAUACCUUGUGGUUAAACAGAGACUUGGUGAGGUAGAACAUUGGAUCCUACCCCAGGGCGACCAUGUGGAGAAUGAAUCAAUGCGAGAGACAGCAGAAAGAGCACUCGGAAAACUCUGUGGAGACAGUGUCCAGUCCAAGUUCAUGGGAAACGCCCCUUGUGGAUUUUACAGGAACAUCUUCUCUAAGACUAUCAAAGAAAAACUGUGUGCAAAUGGACAAAAGGUAUUUUUCUUCAGAGCCGAGUACAGUCAAGGGGACAUAACUGUUAGUGACCAUGUUAGUGAUUAUAAGUGGUUAACAAUAGAGGAAAUGGCAGAAUAUUUACAACCAGACUAUUAUAAAAAAUGUAAGAUGUUUAUGUCCGAUUGAUCUUGAUGCGAAAUUUUAAACUUAAUAAAUUAUCAUGUAAGGCAACUUGCAUGCCAAUAGAAUGAAUUUUUUGAUCUAUUGUAAACCAGUAUGGGGAAAUUUUUCUGUGUACAUUUUGGAGACAAUGUGGUGGAUAAAUUGUGCAACAUCAUGAUAUUAUGUAUUUAAUAUGAACUUGUGUCAGGAAGCAGUUUUCAUUUUCUGUAGCUGUAAUAUCGUGUGUUGAUUUUUUUAUGCACCUUCAUUUGAGAUGAAGAACAAGAUUGGGUUAUAAAGUCAUUUAAUCUCAUGAUGAAUUAAAGAGUAUUAAUAUGUUCAUGUGAAAUUCCUGUGGUCAUGAGAUACUGUGAUCAUAGUGAACAAUCAUUGUAUUUUCCAUAUGGAUAACUGUUUAGAAUGUUGUAAAAUUGAGAAAUAUUGAUUUGAAUACAUGUUUUCAUUUUUGUCGGAGCAUGAUUUUGUGA
Molecule: messenger RNA, 1334 nt
Organism: Ylistrum balloti
Lineage: Eukaryota; Metazoa; Mollusca; Bivalvia; Pectinida; Pectinidae
Product: large ribosomal subunit protein mL46-like
Exons: 6
Coding region: 1-870 (289 amino acids)
Cellular component (GO): mitochondrial large ribosomal subunit
Molecular function (GO): structural constituent of ribosome
Source: RefSeq, a predicted model, not a curated record